Fusarium venenatum is the source of this 948-nucleotide messenger RNA. Lineage: Eukaryota; Fungi; Ascomycota; Sordariomycetes; Hypocreales; Nectriaceae. The record is from RefSeq and is a predicted model, not a curated record.
AUGGUGGAUAUCUACUCCUUGGAAGCUAUUCCUCCUCAAUCUACAAUCUUUGACGACUUACAAAUUGACAUGAACCACAAGCUCAUCAUUCAAUCUUUGUAUCUAGUUCGUGGUAAAGGCUCCGGACUUUUCAUACUCCUUCAUGGCGUUCCUUGUGUGGGCAAGACUGCUACGGCUGAAGCCAUUGCCCAGGCUAAUAAGAAGCCGUUAUUCAGCAUCACCUGUGGAGACUUGGGGUUAACACCCGAGGCGGUCGAUUCAAAGUUGAACGAGUUGUUCCGACUGGCUCACUUUUGGGACUCGUCGCCCGUGCUUGACGAACGUCAGUUUGAAAAAGUCGCAGUAGCGAUUGAAAAAUUCAGGAAUUACAUGGACUAUACAAGAGCCGUGAUUGAUGCGGAUCAAGCGAGACUUGAGAUGGUUCCGGCCGACCAUAUGCGAAAUGAGUAUCUUGCGCCACGAAGAAGUGAGCAGGACCGGAGGCGGGAGCAAGCGCCAUAUCAGUAUCGCAGCCCAUCAACAUACGGAGAUGGGCCACCGCGUGAACCGAUGGCGGGAGAUGGACGGCGAAGAGCAAAAUAUCAGAUGCCAUCAUCAAGGCCUACACGACAGAGGGAUGGCAGCUUGGCUGGUCGACUAGAAGCGCCGGCCAGAAACCCAAGAGCUUAUACACAAGCAGGAAUCCAGGGUGGACCAUCAAUGUCUGGUAGAACACCUGCUGGAUCCAAGCGUCAUGAACAAAGGUCGAGGUAUGAUCCUGGUGACGAAUAUGGGGAGGAAGAUGAAUACAUGGGUGAAAGAGAGUUAAGGGUGUCUGACAAGAGAUCUCGAAACACAGCUAGCAUCAACGACUUUGAAAAUGGAGACUAUAACGAUGAUGAAGGACUGCUGGAUAGGGAAGUUCGAAAAGGCUUCAUUGGAGGUGACGAGCUUGACUAUGACGAGUAG